AUGCAGCCGCCCGCCAGCGCCCCCAGCCGGGCUGUAUGUACACCCGAGCAGCAAAGGGCCAUCGACGCCAAGCUGCAGCAAGUGCUGCGGCUUCCCGGAAAUGACAGCUGCGCAGACUGUGGGGCCAAGCACCCCCGCUGGGCCUCCGUUAACUUGGGUAAGCAGCAGCAGCAGCAGCAGCAGCAGCAGCAGCAGCAGCAGCAGCGGCGGAAGCGGCAGAGCAGUCCCAGCGGGGGGGGCGGCAGCAGCUGCAGCGGCAGCUGCUGCAGCGGCAGCUGCAGCGACAGCUCUGCAGCAGCGCCCGAAGCCGCAGCAGCACCAGCUGCUGCAGUAGCAGCAGCAGCAGCAACUGCAGCAGCAGCAGCAGCAACUGCAGCAGCAGCAGCAGCAGCAGCAAAUGAACUCCGAAGCCUCACUGUGUCUCUCCUCCCUGGCUGCCUGCGCGGCAGCCGUGGGCGAGUGGUGAUCUGCUUGGAGUGCAGUGGCGUCCACAGAAAGAUGGGAGUCCACAUCAGCAAAGUCAAAAGUGUGACUCUUGACAGGUGGACCAUGCAGUGGGUCAAGGGUUUGGUGUGUUGUUUGCGGCUGGGGCUGAGGGCUAGGCAGCUGCUGCGGCAGCAGCUGCAGCGGGCCCGCGGUGUACCUGCACCUGAGGGCUCGCAGCAGCAGCAGCAGCGGCAGCAGCAGCAGCAGCAGCAGCAGCAGCAGCAGCAGGUGUGGGGUUUGUUGCUGCGUUUUGCCGCUGCUGACGCCUGGCUGCUGACUGAGCCGGAGGACUUCGCCGCCUUCAAUCCUGAUGCCCCUGCAGCAGGCUCUGCUGCUGCUGCUGCUGCUGCACCUGCUGCUGCAGGAAGCGCAGCAGCAGCAGCAGCAGCAGCGCCGCAGCUGAGUGCCACAGACCAGCGAGUCCAGGCAGCCAAAGCCACCAUUGCCCGUCUCUAUGCUGCUCCGAACCAAUUCGGCUUCGGCACUCUCUCGCAGCCUCCCGUUCAGCCGCAGGGGUUAGAGAGUUUGUCCUUCUUUAACACCCCACAGCAGCAGCAGCAGCAGCAGCAGCAGCAGCAGCAGCAGCAGCAGCAGCAGCCGUCGCUGGGAGCAGCGGGCACGGCAGACUGGGCGAUUUGGGGGUCUGCCGGCACGGCCUUUGGAGCAGCAGCAACACCAGCAGCAGCAGCAGCAGCAGCAGCAGCAGCAGCGCCUGCGUGGCCUCAGAGCUUCGGCGCAGCAGCAAGUCCUUCAAACUUACCUGGCCCUUUCAUGAGUGGCUCUUCUUCUUUUGCUGCUCUUUCUCCUUCCUUCUGUGCCCCUGCUGCUGCUGCUGCGCCUCCUGCUGCUGGUUCUGCUGCUGCUGCUGCACAGCAGCAGCUGCCGCGCCCUGCGCCAGCAACACCAGCAGCAGCAGCAGCAGCAGCAGCAGCAGCAGCAGACCCCUGGGCUGCUUGCGGCACUCGCUUGAGCGGCCAGCCAGCAUACAGCCCUUCACAAAUUAGCUUGGGGGAAAGCAGCAAACAAGUCAGUCACACUCUGCUGCUCGCAGCAGCAGCAGCAGCAGCAGCAGCAGCAGCAGCAGUAGCUGCUGCUGCUGCUGUGACUUGUACCCGGGGUCAAACUGCCGAUGCCCACGCUGCCUUGAGUGCCUUGGAUGCAUUUGCGUUGGCCAAGAAGGUGCAGCAGCCGCCGGCUAGAGCAGCAGCAGCAGCAGCAGCAGGGUCCAAGGAUGCCCGAGAACAAGAGCAGCAGCAGCAGCAGCAGCAGCAGCAGCCGCAGCAGCAGCAGGUCGUUGCCUCCGCCUCUCCUGUGUCAUUGCAGCAGCAGGAGCCCCUGCUGCUCAUAUAG
Molecule: messenger RNA, 1836 nt
Organism: Eimeria necatrix
Lineage: Eukaryota; Apicomplexa; Conoidasida; Eucoccidiorida; Eimeriidae
Product: ARF1-directed GTPase-activating protein, putative
Exons: 6
Coding region: 1-1836 (611 amino acids)
Molecular function (GO): GTPase activator activity
Source: RefSeq, a predicted model, not a curated record